Molecule: messenger RNA, 1436 nt
Organism: Lycium ferocissimum
Lineage: Eukaryota; Viridiplantae; Streptophyta; Magnoliopsida; Solanales; Solanaceae
Product: L-2-hydroxyglutarate dehydrogenase, mitochondrial-like
Exons: 5
Coding region: 10-1311 (433 amino acids)
Cellular component (GO): mitochondrion
Molecular function (GO): (S)-2-hydroxy-acid oxidase activity; (S)-2-hydroxyglutarate dehydrogenase activity
Source: RefSeq, a predicted model, not a curated record
UUUAUCAUCAUGUUGGAGAUGAUGAAACCCACAAACUCAAUAACAAAAACAGUAUUCCAAAAACUCAAGAACAUCAGUAAUAAUCCCCCAUUUUCAUCAUCAUCACUUUUUGAACAAUAUAAAUCAAUCCCAAAGGAAAAAGUGGAUUGUUUGGUAAUUGGGGCAGGUAUAAUUGGCAUAGCAAUAGCUAAAGAACUUAGUGUAAAUUAUGGAAGAGAAGUUUUGGUUGUUGAUUCUGCACCAAUAUUUGGAAGUGGUACAAGUUCUCGUCAUAGUGAAGUUAUUCAUGCUGGCAUUUAUUAUCCUCCUAAUUCUCUCAAGGCAUCUUUCUGUGUUAGAGGAAAAGAAUUGCUCUACAAGUACUGCAAAGACCAUGAAAUUCCACACAAGCAGAUAGGCAAGCUAAUAGUUGCUAGUGGAUUAUCAGAGGUUCCAAAGUUGAGCGCCCUCAUGACUCGAGGAAUUCAAAAUGGGGUUGAGGGUCUGAGAAUGAUGGAGGGUUAUGAAGCUACGAAGCUGGAGCCCGAAUUGCAAUGUGUUAAAGCUUUAUGGUCACCUUCCUCCGGAAUAGUGGAUAGCCAUUCCUUGAUGCUAUCGUUGGUGGGCGAAGCUGAAAGUCACGGGAUGACUUUCUCUUACAAUACUGCUGUUAUUGGUGGUCAUAUUGAAGGAAAUCAAAUUCAAAUUCACGUUUCCGAGAGCGAUGCCAUUGCAAAGUGGAACGGGAGGUCUGAAUUGGACUCUGAACUAAUUCUUAUUCCAAAGCUUGUAGUGAAUUCUGCAGGCUUAAGCGCUCCAGCCGUUGCAAAACGAAUGAAAGGCCUACCGGACGGUAUCAUUCCUGCUUCUAAAUAUGCUCGUGGUUGCUACUUCACACUGUCAAACUCUAAAUCCCCUUUCAAGCACUUGAUUUAUCCUAUACCUGAGGUUGGUGGACUUGGAGUGCAUGUUACCUUGGAUUUGAAUGGCCAAGUCAAGUUUGGUCCUGAUGUUGAAUGGAUAAAAGGAAUUGAUGAUAUUCCGAGUUUCCUCAACAUGUUCGAUUAUUCUGUCCAGGAAGACCGUGCGAGGCAAUUCUACCCAGCGAUAAGGAAAUACUACCCUGGUCUGAAGGAUGGAUCUUUGGAGCCAGGUUAUGCAGGCAUCAGACCAAAGCUUUCUGGUCCAGAAGAGGGGCCUACCGAUUUUGUAAUUCAGGGAGAGGACAUUCACGGUAUAUCUGGUUUAGUUAACCUGUUUGGAAUUGAAUCACCAGGCCUAACUUCCAGUAUGGCUAUUGCAGAACAUGUUGCUGCUAAACUACUGAAAUAAUGAGUCUUAUGUACGCAAUGAAUUAGUAUUUAAACUUGCUGAAGUUUCAGAUGUUGAGUUGGAGAACUCUAUAGUUAUCGAAAUGAUUAUCAGUGAAAUUUCGCCAUCUAAGAAGGAUAUAUUGU